CUUGCGAUCCGAAUGGGACCUGUUGGUUGGUUUAAGGAUGACCCGACGGACUUUGAGAGAUUCUUGAGCGCAAACACUAAAGCCCGCCUAAACGGUUUGGUGAGGUGGUAGCCCGGUGUCCGAAGCCUGGAAGGUGGGCUAGGCUGAGCUAUAACACGAAUUCCACAUGGUUAACACGGGCAGCUUACACAUGGCCCUGCGUUUGUGGUGGUCUAUCGGGACGAUCAGCGGUUCAGCACGUGGUCAGCAACGAGCCCAUGCAAGUCAAGAUGUGGGAAAGGCAAGCAAACAAACAGACAGUCGUACGCGUACGAUCAGAGUGAAUUACAUGAGGCCGUCGGCAGCGCUGCACUUGUGGGGCUGGACACUAUUUUCUGCUUCUCCUGCGCUCCAAACCAGAUGGAACCUGGAGCUUGAUUGAACCUUGGCUGAGCUUAACAUGGAAGGUUCAGGGCUGGU
Lasiosphaeria miniovina is the source of this 459-nucleotide messenger RNA. RefSeq lists its product as uncharacterized. The record is from RefSeq and is a predicted model, not a curated record. NCBI's taxonomy places the organism in Eukaryota, Fungi, Ascomycota, Sordariomycetes, Sordariales, Lasiosphaeriaceae. The transcript has a single exon. The coding region runs from base 167 to 421 and encodes 84 amino acids.